AUGUGCCAGCCUAAGUUUCUUCCGGAGCCGGAGGCCCCUACCGUGGGCUAUGGAAGCAGGGUCCGGCUUCCAACGGGCAACCGCUCGCGAACCAUUUCCCUGCAGGAGCUAAUGGAGCAUUUUCACCUUCCGAUAAACGAAGCUGCUUGCAAGAGUUUCUCCCCUGCUUUUGACCACAUGACUAGCCAGUGGUCUUUAUCCCCUUUUAAUAAAUAUGAAGGAUCGACGGCAUCGGCGGGCGAUGGCAGGUUCGUCCCAAAUCCGUUCCAGUACAAUGCGCGGGUGGCGUCGGCGCUGGUACCGUGCGUGCUGGUGCUGCUGGGCGCGGGAGGGCCCGUGGUGGUCGGCACGCUGGUGGCGGGGCUCAUGCUCUCGUACGUGCUCGACGCGCUGCAGCUCAAAACCGCCGCGUUCGUCGCAAUCUGGACGACAUUCUUCUCCACCGCUGCCGCCAUCGCGUUCUCGGGGGUCGGCUUCGCGCCACACGUGCCCGUGCCACUGUCGCUGCUGGUGCUGCUGUCGUCCGUGAACCUCGUGUUCCUGUGCGGCGUGUGGGUGUCGCUGCAGUUCCGAUGGCUGCAUCUCGAGCACCCCUUCGUCGUCCUCACACUCGAACGACUGCUCUUCGCCUGCACGCCCCUCACCGCCGUCGCCAUCGUCACCUGGGGGCUAGUCGCCUCCGUGGGGAUCGUCUACGCGCCGUAUUACCUCGUGCCCGUGCUGUUCGCGCUCUUCUGGCUCUUCUCCCUCCCCGCUCCCUCCUCCUUCCGCGCCGCGAAGCACCAUCCGCGGCUCCGUGCGAAAGAAUCUGACGACGUGUUCAUUCUCGGGUCGCUGGAGAGCGCGAUUCACGCGGCCGUACUGCUGUUCCUGCCAUUGAGCUUCCACGUGGCGGUGCAUCGCAACCGUUGGAUGGAGUCAGCGGGUGAUAUCUGCGAUGAUCUGCUGCUCUUCUUCCUGCCCGUGCUCUUCCUGCUCGUCGCGUCCACCCGAGGCGCGCUGCACUGGCUCGUCUUAGACCACUCCAAGCUGCAACACGUGCGUGUGGUGAACGGGGCAUUCGCACUGGCAGUGGUGCUGGUGUGCGGGGAGGUGCGGGUCAUCUUCCCGUCCUUCGCGCACUACAUCCACUUCCCGCCGCCCCUCAACUACAUCCUCGUCACGCUUGCCCUCUUUGGCCUCGCCUUUGGCUUUGCUGCACACUUGCUGGGGCUCAUUACAGGGCUUGUGGGCACGUCCGUGCUCAUGACUGUGCUGCUCGUCUCCUCACUUGCUGCAUCCCUCGUGCUUGGCAUGCCCCUCACUAUGCUCCCAGCGCCCGCCAUAGCAGCAGUGUACCUGGCACACUUCCACUCCUCCCGUUCCCUGACCUCCUACCUCAUAUUCGCAGCAGCAGCAGCCAUCGCUGCCACCUGGUUCGUGCUCGACCACUUCUUCUUCCUCGCCCUCUCCGUCGCCGGCGUGCCGCUGCGCUCCAUCUGCCAGGGGAUGCUCGCUGCGCUGCUGCUCGCACUGCUCGUGCCCGCCGCCACGCUGCUGCAUCGGCCGCAGAGGGUGACUGGGGUGCUGGUGGUGCUGCAGGCGCUGCUGUUCGCAUGCGCUGGGAGGUCUGCUGAGCUGCUGCAUUGCCUGCAGCGGGUUGCUGGGUGGGGUGCUGGUGGUGCUACAGGCGCUGCUGAUCGCAUGAGCCUGCUAUACAACGGGGACGGGCGGGCGGAGGAGGGCGUGUAUCCGAGCUUCCUGGUGGUAACCACCACGGUGGCAGGGCUGGCAGCGGUGCAGCGGUUACACGCGGAGCACAAGAUAGGGGCGGUGGCGGAGUGGGUGGGGUGGUGUGUGUACCUGGCCAAGCUGCCCAUGCUCGCUGUGUCAUCCCCUGGCGCCACGCUCUCCUCCCUGCUGCUUCUGCUUGCUAUCACCCCGCCCUUCUUCCUCUACCGGUACAAGGCCCAUGCGCGCUCGCGCAUGCGCCCAGGAAUGGCGGUGGUGCAUGCAGCAGCGGCAGUGGCAGCAGUGGUGCACGCGCGCUUCAUGCUAUUCGACAUCGCCGUGUCCCUCACGGGCCACCGCCCCUCCCACGCUCUGCUCAUUGGUGCUCUGCUGCUCGCUGCCAUUGCUGCGUGCCUGCCCAUCCUCCUCCUCCACUUUCCCCACUCCAUGGUGAGUAGUGAACGCAUGUCACAUGCCUCUCUCCGCAUGGUGCAUACCGCUCUGUGCCUAUUCAGCAUUCACCUGCACACCACCCUCAAUCGCCCACACACUUCUUCUUUCCUUCCUGUGCCACUCCAUCCGUUGCUUGACACCACAUUCUCAACCCAGAUUACAUGCACCGUCUCUCAUCCCUCCCAUCCGCCCCCUUUUCCUGGAUUCAUCCAUCGCCUUCACUCUCUCCCACUCACAACACCCUCUUUCCCUUUCACCCCCUUCCCCAUCCCCACCCCUCCCUCACAUCUCUCCCCCCAAUUCUCCCAGCCUGCAAGGCGAGCAGCAGCACUAGCAGCAGCGGGGGCAGCGCUCUUCAUGUGCGUGCAGCCGCCCCUCCCCCCCGCAUGGCGCACGCUGCGAGCAGCAGCGCUGGCAGCAGCGGGAGCAGCGCUCUUCAUGUGCGUGCAACCCCCACUUCCCCCCGCAUGGCGUGCUCUCUGGGACUCGGCACACUUCCCCGACGAGGAUGACCCCGACGAUUCCACCAUCUACGCCCUCCCCACGCACGGCCCCCUCUGGCCCGCCUGGCUGCUCCUCUCCCUCAUCCUCUCCGGUCUAGCUGCUUUCCUCCGCGCGAUCCCCAUAGGGGAGGUGGAGGCGGUGCGGGUGGGGUACGCAGUAGGCAUGGGUGUGGCUACUGGUGUGUAUCUGCAGGCAGAGUUCUUCCUCUUCCUGCCGCUGCUGCCGCGAGCUCUCCUCUUCCUGGCGGCCAUAGCAGGGGCGCUGUUUCUAGUGCUGGCUCAUCGGCCGCCCUCGUGGAUCGCACCCCACUCACCGCUGCUGCCGGGGCUGUUUGCGGUGCAGGCGGCGCUGCUGCCGCUCACGUACCUGGCUGUGGGGAGGGCGGCACUGGUGGAGGUGCAGCGGGAGGGCGAGGCGGGCCAGGAGUAUGACUUGUAUGAUGACACGCGGCGACAGGUGAGUUUUGAGAAUUCUCAAAAGUAUGACUUGUAUGAUGACACGCGGCGACAGGUGAGUUUUGAGAAUUCUCAAAAGUAUGACUUGUAUGAUGACACGCGGCGACAGGUGAGUUUUGAGAAUUCUCAAAAGUAUGACUUGUAUGAUGACACGCGGCGACAGGUGAGUUUUGAGAAUUCUCAAAAGUAUGACUUGUAUGAUGACACGCGGCGACAGGUGAGUUUUGAGAAUUCUCAAAAGUAUGACUUGUAUGAUGACACGCGGCGACAGGUGAGUUUUGAGAAUUCUCAAAAGUAUGACUUGUAUGAUGACACGCGGCGACAGGUGAGUUUUGAGAAUUCUCAAAAGUAUGACUUGUAUGAUGACACGCGGCGACAGGUGAGUUUUGAGAAUUCUCAAAAGUAUGACUUGUAUGAUGACACGCGGCGACAGGUGAGUUUUGAGAAUUCUCAAAAGUAUGACUUGUAUGAUGACACGCGGCGACAGGUGAGUUUUGAGAAUUCUCAAAAGUAUGACUUGUAUGAUGACACGCGGCGACAGGUGAGUUUUGAGAAUUCUCAAAAGUAUGACUUGUAUGAUGACACGCGGCGACAGGUGAGUUUUGAGAAUUCUCAAAAGUAUGACUUGUAUGAUGACACGCGGCGACAGGUGAGUUUUGAGAAUUCUCAAAAGUAUGACUUGUAUGAUGACACGCAGCGACAGGCAGCGCACACAGCACUAAUGGGCAUCUACUGUGUCUACUUCCUGCUCGCUGCUCUCCUCAUCAACCUCAACCUCUCCUCGCCCCGCCCCUCCUCCUCCGCCUCCUCCCUCUCCUCCUCCUCUUCUGACCCUACUGACCUUCCAUCUGCUGCUAAUGGCGCCUCUGCGCUGCCCCAGACCUCGCCCUUCGCCCCCAAGCAUCGAUCCUUCCAGCCACUUUCCCCGUCCGCUACUGCAUCCUCUCCAUCCUCUUCUAGUCACCCCACCUCCCCCCAGCAGCGGCACAUGGGUGUGGUAGCGACCUUCAUGGCGCGCUCGUCAUGGAUGCCCUGGAUCACCAUUCUUGUCCUCAUCCUCUCCAUCUUCCCCCCUUUUUCCCCCACCACCCCAAACCAGCAGCGGCACAUGGGUCUACUAGCGACCUUCACCACGCGCGCCUCAUGGAUGCCCCUAUUGGGCAACGCAGCCACACUCGCCUCCUUCCUGCUCGCACUCUCUCUCCUCACCACCCUGGCGCAGCACGACAGCGACCAACGGGCAAUCUUCCUCAUCGCACCCAUCCUCCUCCUCCUCAACCCCCACCUCUCCUUCCCCUCCGCCUUCUCCCACCGCCGCCGCUACUUCCCCCUUACCCUCGCCUGCUCCGCCUACCUCGUUCUCUCCGUGCUGGUAACUGUUACAGCUGAAGCAGCCACGGCCGUGCAUUACUGGGGGUGGAGCUGGGUAACGCUGGGUUACAAUGUAACGCAGCUGGCGUGGACAGUGGGCAUGGUGCUGCUGUGUGUGCCCAUGCACGUGCUCUUCAACCUAUUCAUGUGGGACAAUGUGUGGAGGAGUGAGUAUCUACUGCUGCUGCUUGCGCCAAUGUGUGUACCAGCGGUGGUACUGCCAGGGGAUACGCCAGUGGUGCGGGUGGUGGGGGUGCUGGGGUUGAUAUAUGCCUUCCUGCAGCUUCUCAUCUCACGCCACUUACGUGUUGCUGGCUUAAGACUGAUCUAG
Closterium sp. NIES-65 is the source of this 4824-nucleotide messenger RNA. Lineage: Eukaryota; Viridiplantae; Streptophyta; Zygnematophyceae; Desmidiales; Closteriaceae. The record is from the annotation of a GenBank genome assembly.